CUCCUCCUCUCCUCCCCUCCCUCCACACUAAGUUCGAUGCGAUCGGCUCUGGGCCCUGCCGUGAGUUCUCGGUGCGGGCGACAGCGCUGCUGAACAUGGCGUCAGACGGGAUGAUUUUAACGAACCACGACCACCAAAUCCGGGUCGGAGUCCUGACAGUGAGUGACAGCUGUUUUCGAAACCUCGCAGAGGACCGCAGUGGCGUCAACCUCAAAGAUCUCGUCCAUGACCCCUCCCUGUUGGGGGGUAUGAUCUCGGCCUACAAGAUAGUGCCGGAUGAGAUCGACGAGAUCAAGGAGACUCUGGUAGACUGGUGUGAUGAAAAGGAACUUAACCUCAUCCUAACCACCGGAGGCACCGGCUUCGCCCCGAGAGACGUCACACCAGAGGCCACUAAGGAGGUGAUAGAGCGCGAGGCUCCGGGGAUGUCUCUCGCGAUGCUGAUGGGAUCUCUCAACGUCACGCCGCUAGGCAUGCUCUCCAGACCUGUGUGUGGUAUCAGAGGGAAGACGCUCAUCAUUAACUUACCAGGAAGCAAGAAAGGCUCCCAGGAGUGCUUCCAGUUCAUCCUGCCAGCGCUGCCGCACGCCAUCGACCUCCUGCGGGACGCGGUGGUGAAGGUAAAGGAGGCGGCGGACGAGCUGGAGGACCUGCCGUCGCCACCGCCGCCGCUCUCGCCGCCGCCCAACAGUUCGCCGCACCGCCAGACGGAGGACAAGGGCGUGCAGUGCGAGGAGGAGGACGAGGAGAAGAAGGACAGCGGCGUGGCGUCCACCGAGGACAGCUCCUCCUCCCACAUCACCGCCGCAUCCAUCGCCGCUAAGAUCCCAGACUCCAUUAUUUCGCGGGGUGUGCAGGUGUUGCCCAGGGAUACAGCCUCUCUCAGCACCACGCCCUCGGAGUCGCCCCGCGCCCAGGCCACCUCCCGCCUCUCUACCGCUUCCUGUCCCACACCCAAAGCGCGGCUCCCCUCCUGUUCAUCCACCCUAAGCAUUGCUGAGGCCUCACGGAGAGAAUUCAGGGCUCACCUGGAUGAGGUCAUCACGCUCAAGUCAAGGUACUCUACCUUGGACCAGCUCCAGUGUAGGUUGGAGGGGCUUAAAGAUGAUCGCAGGAGGACCUUCAGCUCUCGAGUGCAGUCACGAUGCAGCAGCAAAGAAAAUAUCCUAAGAUCAAGUCACAGUGCAGUGGACAUCACCAAGGUGGCCCGGAGGCACCGCAUGUCCCCUUUCCCCCUCACCUCCAUGGACAAAGCCUUCAUCACUGUGCUGGAGAUGACCGCCGUCCUGGGUACUGAGAUCAUCAACUACAGAGAUGGGAUGGGUCGAGUCCUGGCUCAGGACGUUUAUGCCAAAGACAACCUGCCACCCUUCCCUGCUUCUGUCAAGGAUGGUUAUGCUGUGAGAGCGGCUGACGGCCCAGGCGACCGCUUCAUCAUCGGAGAGUCCCAAGCUGGAGAGCAGCCCACCCACACAGUGAUGCCUGGCCAAGUGAUGAGGGUGACGACGGGUGCCCCUAUACCAUGCGGAGCCGACGCUGUAGUUCAGGUGGAAGACACCGAGCUGCUGCGCGAGUCUGAAGACGGCACAGAGGAGCUUGAAGUACGAAUCCUAGUACAGGCUCGUCCGGGGCAGGACAUCAGGCCUAUCGGUCAUGACAUUAAGCGCGGGGAGUGUGUGCUUGCAAAGGGCACCCACAUGGGCCCAUCUGAGAUCGGUCUCCUGGCCACUGUGGGAGUCACAGAGGUAGAGGUCCAGAAAUUCCCCGUGGUUGCUGUCAUGUCAACAGGAAAUGAGCUGCUGAACCCAGAAGACGACCUCCAUCCUGGGAAGAUCAGGGACAGCAAUCGCUCCACCCUGCUGGCUACUAUCCAGGAGCACGGUUACCCUACUAUCAAUCUGGGCAUCGUGGGAGACAACCCCGAUGACCUUCUCAACGCUCUGAAUGAAGGCAUCAGCCGUGCUGAUGUCAUCAUCACCUCAGGAGGAGUGUCCAUGGGAGAGAAGGACUACCUUAAGCAGGUGCUGGAUAUUGAUCUUCAUGCUCAGAUCCAUUUCGGUCGUGUAUUUAUGAAACCAGGUCUCCCAACAACAUUUGCCACCUUGGACAUGGACGGUGCUCGCAAACUUAUCUUUGCCCUCCCAGGUAGAAACCCCGUGUCCGCUGUUGUCACCUGUAAUCUUUUUGUCAUCCCUGCCUUGAGGAAGAUGCAGGGCAUUUUGGACCCUAGGCCUACCAUCAUUAAAGCGAGGUUGUCUUGUGAUGUGAAAUUGGACCCUCGCCCUGAAUACCAUCGCUGCAUUCUGACAUGGCAUCACCAGGAGCCUCUGCCGUGGGCACAGAGCACAGGGAACCAGGUGAGCAGCAGGCUGAUGAGCAUGCGCAGUGCCAACGGGCUCCUGAUGCUACCUCCGAAAACAGAGCAAUACGUGGAGCUGCACAAGGGCGAGGUGGUUGACGUCAUGGUCAUCGGCCGGCUAUGAUGUCACCACGGAGGGAUGGAGCGUCGGCGUCAUAUAGCGAGGGUUGGAAUGGGUGGUUCACGGUGCAUGUCCACAUAUCAUUGACUAUUCUGUAAUAUGCAACGGCACAGCUAGUUUUUAUUGAUUUGGAUAACGUUGAGGUAUAGUCAACAUCUUGAUCACAACCUAGAUACAUAUGAAAAAAUUAAUUUAAAA
This is a messenger RNA of Larimichthys crocea (large yellow croaker), 2678 nucleotides long. RefSeq names its product gephyrin b (gene gphnb). NCBI's taxonomy places the organism in Eukaryota, Metazoa, Chordata, Actinopteri, Sciaenidae. Bases 96 to 2483 code for a protein of 795 amino acids. Gene Ontology annotation, molecular function: molybdopterin molybdotransferase activity. The record is from RefSeq and is a predicted model, not a curated record. Gene Ontology annotation, biological process: glycine receptor clustering; postsynaptic neurotransmitter receptor diffusion trapping; gamma-aminobutyric acid receptor clustering. Gene Ontology annotation, cellular component: cytoplasm; postsynaptic membrane; cytosol. The transcript has 25 exons.